AUGGAUGAGAAUAACAGUUCAAGGCCACUACUGGGGAACCAGAACCAUGAUGGAAACUCUUUUAAUUCCCUUAGAACAACUUUCUUGUCCAAGCUUCCUGAUAAGGUCCGUUGUGGCCUAGACUUUGAGUCUCCCUUUGAGUUUGAUCAUAAUUUCUCCAAUACUACCCACUUAACCCAAGGAGAGAAAGAAUAUUAUGAAAGGCAAUUUGCUACUCUGAAGUCAUUUGAAGAAGUUGACUCCAUAGUAACAUUGGACUGCACUGAUGCAGAAGACAUUGAAAAACAAGCCCAACAUGAACGAGCAAUGAAGAUUUCUAAUUACGCAAAUGCAGCUUUGUUGGCAUUGAAGAUUUAUGUGACUAUAAGGAGUGGAUCAAUAGCUGUUGCAGCAUCAACAUUGGAUUCUCUGCUUGACUUCAUGGCUGGUGGCAUACUUUGGUUCACCCACCUUGCAAUGAAGGAUGUAAACAUGUAUAAAUACCCAAUUGGGAAGUUGAGGGUGCAGCCAGUGGGAAUAAUUAUCUUUGCUGCAGUCAUGGCGACACUUGGCUUUCAGGUACUAAUCACGGCUAUACAACAACUGAUAGAAAACAGUCCUCCUGAGAAGAUGUCUUAUGAUAAACUGGUAUGGUUGUACUCCGUUAUGAUAUUUGCAACACUGGUGAAGCUUGCACUCUGGCUUUAUUGUAGAAGCUCAGGAAACAAAAUUGUCCGUGCCUAUGCAGAUGAUCACCACUUUGAUGUUGUAACAAAUGUGAUUGGAUUAGUUGCAGCUGUUCUUGGUGAUAAAUUUUACUGGUGGAUUGACCCGGUUGGUGCUAUUCUACUUUCAAUUUACACUAUCACAAAUUGGUCUGGCACUGUGAUGGAAAAUGCAGUUUCACUAGUGGGACAAUCUGCAUCUCCUGAAGUUCUGCAGAAGCUGACAUAUCUUGUCCUAAUGCACUCUCAUCAAAUUAAGCGCAUUGACACUGUCCGCGCCUACACAUUUGGCGUUCUAUAUUUUGCAGAGGUUGACAUAGAACUGCCGGAGGAUUUACCCUUAAAAGAAGCACAUGCCAUUGGAGAGAGCCUUCAGAUAAAGCUAGAGAAACUUCCAGAAGUUGAGAGAGCGUUUGUUCAUCUAGACUUCGAAUGUGAUCACAAACCAGAACACUCAGUUCUUAGCAAACUUCCAGACACUCAGCCUUAAGUGCAUUUGAAGACCAUGUAGAAUAAGUGUAAACUUCUCUAAGUUUAACCUUCAUUUG
This is a messenger RNA of Vigna radiata var. radiata (mung bean), 1252 nucleotides long. RefSeq names its product metal tolerance protein 4-like. The coding region runs from base 1 to 1194 and encodes 397 amino acids. The transcript is spliced from 7 exons. Gene Ontology annotation, molecular function: manganese ion transmembrane transporter activity. Gene Ontology annotation, cellular component: membrane. Lineage: Eukaryota; Viridiplantae; Streptophyta; Magnoliopsida; Fabales; Fabaceae. The record is from RefSeq and is a predicted model, not a curated record. Gene Ontology annotation, biological process: monoatomic cation transport; transmembrane transport.